Messenger RNA from Paramecium pentaurelia, 868 nucleotides. The record is from the annotation of a GenBank genome assembly. NCBI's taxonomy places the organism in Eukaryota, Ciliophora, Oligohymenophorea, Peniculida, Parameciidae.
AUGAAGAUUUUGUUGAUCACUUUUGGUCUUUUGGCUAUAGUUUCAUCUACUGCUACAGUAGCUAUUUCAUCAGUAUAUUAAUGUUCAUGCAAAAAUGCAAUGGUUUAGAUAGAUUGUUUAGCAGAUUAUUGUAUUUGGGAUUCUACCUCAGAAACUUGUUCAAACAAAGCAUGCUCAGUAUUCAGCAAAGAAGAUUGUGAAGGUGUUCCUGAUCCAUUUAAUUGUAUUUGGAAUUACACUACAACUAAAUGUGAAAGUUUUACCAAAUGUUCUGAUUAUACUUUCACAAUUGGUAAUUCAGGUGAUUGCAGUGACAAAUUAAUUCAAUGUUAAGCUGAUCUUGAUACUAUUGAUAGCGCAGCAGGAACUCUUAAAUGCAAAGAUAGAACAUAAGAUGCUGUUUUAAGCAUUGAUAAUUGUAAUUUAUUACCAUAUGCUAACUGCUUUUGGUUUGUAACUCCUGAUGGUAAAUAAUGCUUAUAGAACACAACAACAUAAAAAUGUGAGGCUUAAUCAAUAACUAAAUGUUCUGAUUAUACUAAAGAUAACUGUAAUAUCUUAGCUUGUUAUAUGAAUAAUAAUGUAUGUACUGAAUUGACAUGUGCUAUCUUACCAGAAGAAUCUUGCAGCAUAUUUCUAUCAUAUGACUCUAAAUAAAUGACAUUUUGCACUUGGAAUGGUAGUUCAUGUGUUGAUUUAAAUGUCUCAACUUUGACUCAAGAAUAAUGUUUAGAAGCAACAUACUUUACAUAUGGAUGGAAUACAGAUACAUAAAAAUGUGAAAUAUGUGUAAUUCCUGAUACAGAUUCCAGCUAAUAUAUGAUUCUAUAUGGAUCAAUUCUUAUGGCUAUUGUAUUGUUAUCAUGAA